Molecule: messenger RNA, 390 nt
Organism: Mesocestoides corti
Lineage: Eukaryota; Metazoa; Platyhelminthes; Cestoda; Cyclophyllidea; Mesocestoididae
Source: the annotation of a GenBank genome assembly
AUGCAGAUUUUCGUAAAGACUUUAACGGGUAAGACUAUUACCCUCGAAGUAGAGCCCUCGGAUUCGAUUGAGAAUGUAAAGGCGAAAAUUCAGGACAAGGAAGGCAUUCCGCCUGAUCAGCAGCGUCUGAUCUUCGCAGGGAAACAGCUUGAGGAUGGACGUACGCUGUCGGAUUACAACAUUCAGAAGGAAUCAACCCUUCACCUCGUGCUGCGUCUGCGUGGUGGUGCGAUGGACCCAACUAUGAAGGCGCUUGCCACAAAGUACAAGUGUGAGAAGAUGAUCUGCCGAAAGUGCUACGCCCGUCUGCAUCCUCGGGCCACGAAUUGUCGCAAGCGGAAAUGUGGGCACAACAGCAACCUUCGUCCAAAGAAGAAGCUGAAUAAGUAG